UUUUUUUUUUUUUUUUCUGGGUGUAACCCUGUACACAUUUAUUCACACUCAGUUUCAUUAUUCUAAGAAAGUAUCAAACCAGCUUGCAAAACAAUAACUGAGUAUGUGUGGUACAGAAAGAGCUGGAAUGAUUGUGGUGGUUAAAUAUCAUGGAUGAAUAGCUUGCUUUCAUUUGUCAGCAACCUUUGUAGUGGCAGGCUUCCGGUGGGCAGACAAGUUCCUCAGUUCCAUGACCAGAUGACCAAGGAGAAUUCUUACAUCUUGCAUUUGUCUGAGAAGGCGGUUUAUCCGGUAAGUAAGGUAGGGGUCUGAGAAGGAGAAUACUGGCUGCUCAUCAGAAGGAGUGGGUAAUAAAGGCAGAGGACCAGGAGCUUUUGCAGGAGGAGGGGUUUCUGGAGUAGCUGGUUUCUGAAGAGAUUGCUCCUCCAUAUUCGCGCUCGUCCAAAAAGCCCCCCAUUCCUGUUUUAAACCCGCUGAGGCGGCUCGUCUUCAGAGGAAUCUUUCUGGAGACAUUUGACAGCAGUGGACACUCACUAAGGCUAAUCAUCUCCAGAAAUAACUUAUCAAAACAACUGCCUUUUCCCAAGGGCCCUGCCUGACUCCCAGGCUUUCACUUUGCCUAGAGGCUGUAUCCUGGGAAACGGGUAUACAUCAGAACUCUGGAGCACAGGAGGAGAUGGGGAGAGAGGCAGGGCUCAGUUCCGGGUCAUGGUAUGUAUGUUGGGGCCACAGCUCUGCUUUUCAGAUUGUGUUUAUUUUAUUUUUAAAGAUGUAUUUAUUAUAUAUGAGUACACUGUAGCCGUCUUCAGACACACCAGAAGAGGGCAUCGGAUCCCAUUACAGAUGGUUGUGAGCCACCAUGUGGUUGCUGGGAAUUGAACUCAGGACCUCUGGAAGAGCAGUCAGUUAACCGCUGAGCCAUCUCUCCAGCCCUUGGUUUGGUUUUGUUUUGUUUUUAAGUAACUUAUUUUUGCUUUAUGUCCAUUGGUGUGAGGGUGUCAGAUCACCUAGGACUGGAGGUACAAACAGUUGUGAGCUGCCAUGUGGGUACUGGAGACUGACCGAGUCCUCUAGGAGAAGCAGCCAGUGCUCUGAGCCGUCAGUCUUGUUAGCUCCAGUUUGUUAUUUUCAAGGAGGAGUGUCUGAGACUACUCAGGUUGCUCUAAAACUCAUUAUGUAAUCCAGACUUGGCCUCAGAUUUGUGCUUCUCUUGCCUCUCUUCCUGAGUGCUAGGGUUCCAUGUGUGCAUCAUCAGGCCUGCCUAAACAAAGGGGUUUUGAUUUCACGUAUGCAGAGAGAAUGAAGGGUGGCGCAGCUUUGGAGCACACGCGCACAUGCACACGCGCGCGCACGCACACGGGAAUCCUGACGAGUCAAUUCUUUCAGAUCUAGACUGACAAUUACUAUAAACUGGAUGGAGAUGCAUUGCUCCCAGCUUAUAGUCUGCAAUCCUGCAGCCAUCCUGGCUCCUUAAGCGGAGGUUUCCAGAGAAAGUAGAGUUGAUUCAAAAAGUCUUUCCUGAUAAAUACUGCUGGCUCCUCCCUGGCAGCUCGUUAUCACUGAGGCCCUAUUACAGAGGUUUCUCCACUUACCCUAAGCUUAAGAAUCACCUUGGAUGGGGGUUGGGGAUUUAGCUCAGUGGUAGAGCCCUUGCCUAGGAAGCGCAAGGCCCUGGGUUCAGUCCCCAGCUCCGGGGAAAAAAAAAGAACAACAACAAGAAAAAAAUCACCUUGGAUGGUUUAAAAGGCAGAAAACCCUGGGUUCGGUUCCCAGCUCCGAAAAAAAAGAACAAAAAAAAAAAAUCACCUUGGAUGGUUUAAAGGGCAGAGAACCCUGGGUUUGGUCCCCAGCUCCAAAAAAAAAGAAAAAAAAGGCAGAAAAGCCUGCCCCACGUUAGAUUCAUUACACUGGAAACUGACCCAGCUGCCUUUCCUUGAGUGGGGCCAAUUAUAAGUGCAUUAUUCACUUAAACAUUCUUUUUUGAUUUAGGUUCUUACUCUAUAGCCUCAGCUGAUCCAAAAUUAUGUAGACCAGACUAUUCUUGAACUCACUAAGUGCAGAGGAUGGUCAUGAACUUCUGAGUCUCCCGUUUUUGUCUCCUGAGGUUACAGACUUGUACAGUUUAUGGGGGUGUUGGGAACCAAACCCAUGGCCUCACACAUGCAAGGCAGGCACACCACCAAUUGAACCACAUCCCCAGAACCAGAAAACAGACUUGCAAAAAAAAGUUGUAGUGCUGUGCCUAACUCACUUCAGGGAAAAAAAUUACUAUGUAAAACAUGCCUAUGAACCCAUAGGCAAAUGGCAGGAAAAUAUACAAAUCACCCAACAUUUGCCCCACCUGCUAGCUCCAUUUCUUUGAGGCAAACAAUUUCUUGUGCAUCUUUUGUGAACUAAUUUGUACCUUAAAUAGUCUGGGCACCGCAAGGAUUGAACCCAGGGUCCUGGGCAUGCUAAGCUUUGUCCCAGCACUAAAACCUCCAUUUUCUCCUCCAAGCAUUGGUUAAUUCCUGUACCGAGGCUUUCAUCCCUCUGGAGAAACAUACACCUAUCUUGUGACAGGCAGUGUACUGGCUUCUUAGACUAGCUGUAUGACCCAGGACUGUUUAAGGAGCCCACCAAGUUUAUGCCAUGUGAGAGGAAAAGGCUCUCCAAGUGGGCCUUUCCUGGCAGGCCCUAAGUAGGAGCUGCGAAGGGCAGGCAGUGCUGCAGAUAAAGAGCCUGAGAACUGUGGGCCUUUCAUCUUCUGUCAUCAGCUGUGGCACCUGGCAGACAUUGGAUACCACAGCCAUCAGACAAAGACCUGGUCAUUCAAGCCAUUGCUUGGCCUCUCUGCCCAGACUUGUCCUGGAGAAACUGUAGGCUCUGGUUUCUUUAGGAGGCCCUGUGUGGAAACGUCUUUUGUCUUUGUGGUGCCAGGAAUACCAUCAUGUGCUCAUUGGCUAGGUGAGCCUGGCGCCUUGGUGGGGAUAGUGAUGCUCCCUAGACACAGCGGGGCAGGGCAGGCAAGUGCCCAGUUCCUGGCUGGGCUGAGGCCAGAUGGGUCCUUUCAGACCUCUCCCUUUACUUCAAAGUUGUUUCAUUCUAGCGACCUUAUCACAGCCUUCUGUGAGCUGCCCAUACAGCAUAGUCUGUUCAGGUUGGGCUGACUGUCCUGGUUCACUACUGGAUGGAUUCCCAGCGCGGGCCUCACAGGCCUCACACACAGGCAGAGAGCAUGAUUACCCGAAGAAUAUACCCUCCAUUCCACAUCCCUGUUUUCUCUCUCCAGGCUUGGCGCUUCACUCCAACAAUGGCUAUUUGGGGUGUGAAAGCCUCUUCAAAGUUCAAAGGUAGGAAAUAAAGGUUAAGAUUAUCCAACAAGGUGGUGCCUGCCUCCCAGCGCUGAGCUAUUGGAAACACAGAUCUGAAUUUAAAGCCAGCCUGGUCUAAAUAGCGAGUUCCAAACCUGGUUUAUCUAGUAAGACCCUGUUUCAAAACAAAACAAAACAAAACAAAAAGAGUAUAAGGCGAGUAUAUGUGGUGAAAAAAAAAAGCCGGUAAUCUCACGAGUUUUAGACCAACCUGGUCUACGCAAUGAAUUUGCAGUCACUCUGUGCCAAACGAGACCCCGUCUUAAAAUGCAAAGAAAAUAAAAACUAAGCAGGUGCACCAAGUCAGGAGUAUUUAGAGACACCUUGACUCAACAUCCGUAAUUUUUUAAAGCUCAGUUAUCAGUGGAGUAAGGUUCAAGUCCUUAAUUCCAGGUCGGAAAAAAAAAAAAAAAACCAAACAAACCAAAAACCCUUAUUUCCUUGGGUUAUUAGGAGAGUAACAGUGGUCAGGCUGAGGUGACUCCUUUAAAGCACACCCACCCACAACCGGUUUUGCGGUUUGUUCUUUCCAGGCUUUUCAGGACUGGGGUCUUUCAAGCAGUUUAAGACAGCCUCUGCCUGAAAGACCCUUCGGGUCGCGAUGGUUCCCCAGCCGGUGCCGGCGUCCGCACGGAAGGAGAGCACGGCGUUGUUCAGGACGGCGGAGUAAAGUGGAAGUCCCCCUCCUGCUCAGCCACCCUUCCACCCAUCGCCGCUCAGCACCUCUCCAGGAGACCUCUGCGGCGCCCAGAACCUGCCACCCGCCUUCCGCAUGCCGUCAGGCACUCUCAACGGCCAGCCCGGCCGGCUGUGUGACGUCACGAACUCGGGGUCCUCGGUGCCCUCUUCCCGCUCCUAUAAAAGCUGACGCCGCGCGGCGCUGCUGUAGUGGCCUUGUUCUCGAGACUUCUAUUCGGUUGUGAACUCUGUUCGGCAGCCUCAGGCCUGCGGUCUUGAGACCGAGCACGAUGCCUACGAUAAAGUUGCAGAGUUCUGAUGGAGAGAUAUUUGAAGUUGAUGUAGAAAUUGCCAAACAAUCUGUGACCAUUAAGACCAUGCUGGAAGAUUUGGGAAUGGAUGAUGAGGGAGAUGAUGAUCCUGUUCCUUUACCAAAUGUUAAUGCAGCAAUUCUAAAAAAGGUCAUUCAGUGGUGCACCCACCACAAGGAUGACCCUCCUCCUCCUGAGGAUGAUGAGAACAAAGAGAAGCGGACAGAUGAUAUUCCUGUUUGGGACCAAGAAUUCCUGAAAGUUGACCAAGGAACACUUUUUGAACUUAUUCUGGCUGCAAACUACUUAGACAUCAAAGGUUUGCUUGAUGUCACCUGCAAGACUGUGGCUAAUAUGAUUAAGGGGAAAACGCCUGAGGAGAUUCGUAAAACCUUCAAUAUCAAAAAUGACUUUACUGAAGAGGAGGAGGCCCAGGUAGGUAGCACACAGCCUGUCUUUGAUUACUUUUUAAAAAGAAACUGGAAUGCAAUACCAAGACAAGAAAAAAAAGACCAUCAUAAAGUCUUGGGCUAGUUCUGCAGUUAUUGGGGCACUUACCGAGAAUGCCUUUGAAGUUCCAUGAUAACAGGGGGGCAUGAUGGCAAAUGCCUUUUAUCCCAGUACUUGGGAAGCCGAGAUAGACUGAGUUCCAAGGGCAUCCAAGGCUACACAGAGAAACCUAUCUCAGAGAGCAAAAGAACCAGUAACAACAAAAGUCUUGACACAGAGGCAUCAUGGUCAUCUCUGUCUCCUGUGGUCUAUCUCUAGAUCUAAGCCCUUAGGUGAGAGAGAUCUUGAAGACUUUAAUUUUAAUUCAUGAGUGUGAGCAUGGUGCCUAGAAAUUGGAGUUAUAGGUGGUUGUGAGCUGUGGGUGGGGGUGGGAUAGGAAUUAAGCCUUCGAAGAUAACAGCCUUAACAGUGUGAUGCUGUUCUUUUUUUAAACAUAAGAAAAAUUUUGAACUGAAGGGGUUCUUCAUUAUCAGAUUCUUUUUUUUUUAACCUGUGAUAUUUUUAUAGGACAUAAACUGUUGGUUUUAGAGCUCAGGGCCUGAUAGUACAAGAGUGGAUGGGUUGGGUUUGCUUGCCAGCUUAGAAGUAGGGCUAGAGCUCUCAGUUGCAUCUGCUGUUCACUGUUAAAGUUAGUCAUCAAGUCUGUUUUUACUUAGCCUAGUAUUUCCCCAG
Messenger RNA from Rattus norvegicus (Norway rat), 5524 nucleotides. The record is from RefSeq and is a predicted model, not a curated record. NCBI's taxonomy places the organism in Eukaryota, Metazoa, Chordata, Mammalia, Rodentia, Muridae.